This is a messenger RNA of Colletotrichum navitas, 2076 nucleotides long. Its product is annotated as carboxylesterase family protein. Lineage: Eukaryota; Fungi; Ascomycota; Sordariomycetes; Glomerellales; Glomerellaceae. The transcript has 5 exons. The record is from RefSeq and is a predicted model, not a curated record. Gene Ontology annotation, molecular function: serine hydrolase activity. Bases 1 to 2076 code for a protein of 691 amino acids.
AUGGGUUUUCACGUCAGCUUAGCUGUAGGGCUCGCCUGCGUGGCUGGAAUCAUCGCCGAUCCCACUACGGUCUAUGAGAAUACAAGUAAUUCUGCGACAUCCCUGACGUUGCUCUAUCAGAACAACCUCAAUUUCACAGACGAUGUCAACCAUAUCGGAGCAAUUCUAUUGGACUACAUGACCUUGGCCAGCGGUGCCAAAGCAUGUGUCGCAAUCGGCGAGUCCCUGAUACCACAAGCGGCCAUUCAAAAAUACGCUUCCGACUUUAAGCAUUCUCUCGCAUACAGAGCCUAUGCUGGCCGGGCUAGUCAGCGUCAAUCAUACAUGAUCAUGGAUGGCACCCUGACCGCCGACCAGACAUCAGGGGAACUCAUCUUUGGACGCGCCCCUUGCGGUAACCAGACACUGCCCGUGCUUUGCACCCAGUCCAGCAACCAGAACAUGGCCGAAAACGCCGUUGCCACCGGCGCCAACCAGAUUGCCGUCACCUCGAACGGCAACACUUUCGUCGGGUUCCGAAACCAAAAGUCGUUCCGUUUCCAGGGCAUUCCUUUCGCCGACCCGCCGUCACGAUUCAAGUACUCGACAUUGUAUUCCUCCAAGGGCCGGGUCAUUAACGCGACCGCAUACGGUCCCAACUGUGCGCAGGGGUCUGACCCUACAAGUAGUGAGGAUUGUCUCUUUACGCCCUAUAUCCCAAAAGCUGGCUCUACCAAGGAUCUCCGUCCGGUGCACCUGUGGAUCCACGGCGGUGGAUUCACCGGCGGCAACGGUGCCGACGCGGGCAGCGACGGCGGCCAGUUAGCUUCGCGCGAGGAUAUUGUUGUUGUAGAGAUCAACUACCGCUUGAGCACACUCGGCUUCCUGGCCGUGCCUGGGACAAAUAUCACCGGCAACUACGGCAUUGCGGACCAAGUGAAUAUUGCUGCUUUUGGCGGCGAUCCGGAGAAGAUCGUCAUCAGCGGUGGAUCCGCCGGGGCCGGCUCUGUCCGCACACAUCUAGGAUCUCCAAAAUCCAUUGGCAAGUUUCGCGGCGCCAUAGCUAUGUCCAAUCUCGGCGGUGGUGUCGACCUCGGGCUCGACGGCGAUUAUGGUACAACCUACAGCUCCUAUCUUUCUAUCGCGGACUCGUAUAAUCGCUCCGCUCCUCUCUUCUCCGAGGCCGGCUGCAAUCAGGCUACUUUGGAGGCCCAAAUAGCGUGUCUGAUGACCAUUCCCGCACAGACCAUAGUUAACCUCGCAACUGUCGCCCGCUACGUUGUGCAGGAUGGCGUCUAUGUCACGACAGAAAACCUGAAUGUUUACAACAACAAUGGCUCGACUGCCAGCGUCAACACCAUCUGGGGAGUUGCCGCAGAUGAUGGUGCCUCCUUCUCAACGUACUCAGCUGGUCCUAUUGCAAACCAGACAGAAGGACUUAUGGUUGGCCUCGGAAUCUCCAAAGCAUACGCCCAGGAUAUCAUCAACUCCGGCCUGUUUCCUUACUACGACACUGGGAACGCAACUCUCGACUCCUUUAAUGUCACCCAGCGUGUUGCAACCGACAAAACGUUCCGCUGCAUCGAUCAGGCCACCAUCUACGCCGGUGUUCACUCGGGGGCCUUCAAGACUUCCUAUUAUUACCAGCUGGAACGCGCAUAUGGCGGCUACAACCCAAACAAUGUGGACGGGAUAGGUCCGAUCGAGCCGGGAUUUCCGAAAGGCAACCCAGAGAAGCCGUACUUCCGUCUUCACGGCGGUGAUAUGCCUUGGGUGUUUGCAAACCUCUACACUAUUCGAAAUGACAAUGAUCUCAAGUCAGUUCAGCUCAGCUCCGCGUACUUUGCCUCCUUCGUGCGCGAGCUGCAGCCGAACCCAGAUGUCGCGUACCUCUCCGUACGCGGGUAUACUAACACUAGUGCCGGUGUCGCUGCCAGCGGUCUUUGGGAGCCGGUCAGUGGCUUGGAAGGCCCGAUCAAGAGGCUUGACGUUGUCUCCAAGACGGACACCUUCCAAGACAUGGAACAGUGCAGUUUUCUGAACUACAGCGUAAGCUACUACGUUGACGGGGGACUGAAGAAAGCUAGACUGUUUUAG